This is a messenger RNA of Spodoptera litura, 1803 nucleotides long. RefSeq lists its product as uncharacterized. Gene Ontology annotation, cellular component: cytoplasm. The record is from RefSeq and is a predicted model, not a curated record. Lineage: Eukaryota; Metazoa; Arthropoda; Insecta; Lepidoptera; Noctuidae. Gene Ontology annotation, biological process: protein transport.
GUAGAUGAGAACAUUUAGUGUGAAGCUAGGAACAUAGCGAGCCAGACUUAGUCGGAGCAUUGUUUUUAUUUGACGUUCUCCAUAGUAUAUCGUUGUCCGUACCUUAAAAAUCAUGAACUAUAUUGAACCGUAUGUGUAACGUCUUAAAGUUGUUACUAAAUUAAUAGUAGAUAAUAAAGUUUAGUGCUAAAAGACAAACAAGACUGUAAACUAAAAGUGAAUUAAUUUGUUCAAUAAAUUAAAAUGGGUGUUUAUUGUGAGAUUAAUUUAAACAAAACUGGAUCUUAUCACGGUGGAGAAGAAGUAUCUGGCAUAAUAAGGUAUGCAUUAGACGAAUCGAUGGUGACUGACAGCAUUACGGUCUCCUUAAAAGGAGGCGGUCUCUUGAAAAUACAAAGACGACAUCGCAAACGUACUAGAAGAUACACCAGUAGAGAAGUUUACGUUGACAUCGAUAAGAUAAUGCAAGGACACUCGACAAUCGAAGCUGGACAGCACGAGAUACCAUUCAAAUUUAAACUACCAGAGAAAAUUCCACCAACAUUCAAUUAUAGAAAACUUAACGCAAGACACCGCAUCAUCUGCAACAUUAAAUAUUACAUUCGUAUGAAAAUCUACAGGCCAGGAUUGUUACAUUUGACCAAACAUUUUCGUAAAGAAAUCAAUGUCGUGUCUACUUUGACCCCAACACUACCAAUGGAGCCUGCAUUGUAUGGAGCACGAAGCAAAUUAUUCCAACUAUGUUCAAGCAAAACUAACACAGUAAUAAUGAAAGCUAAUAUUCUCAAUUCAGUAAUACCAAUCGGUGGAAGAAUCGAAAUACAGAGUGAAAUUGAAAACGAUACUAAUAUUAUAAUAAAAAAUGUUGAUGUUAAACUCUUAGAGGUGCUCAAAAUUAAGGCCAAAGGACAUAGUGCUUUGAAGUUUUAUGAUGAAAUACAAAAUUGUGAAAGUAAGACUGGUUCUAUACAAAGUGGUGCUACACAAGUGAUGCCGUUUAAUGUUGUUGUACCUUCGGAUAAAACUACUAUGCAACAUUCGGCGAUGGUGUCAAGGGACUAUACAUUUAGAAUAACUGCUAAUCUGCCAUGUUUUCAUAGAGAUGUCGUGUUGGAGGUACCUGUCCAAAUAGGAGAUCUUCAAAAAGAAGAGCUGAAUGAUGGUCUACCUUCAUACUGGGAGGCUAUGGGUGAGGCUGAGAAGCAUAAUUCGAGUGAUGAGGACGACGACUGAUGUUUUAUGUAUGAACCAGAUUAUAAUAAAAACUUUAUAUUAACAUGAUUAUGAGAAUGUGUUGCUAAGUCGUGUCUCGCAUACUAAUGUAAAGAAAAGGUCAUAAAUAUUACGUAUUUUUUUUAUAUUUCGAUGUUUUAGAGAAAAGUCUUAAGACAGUUAGUGAUUUUUGUGUAAUACUUAAUAUAUGUUUAUAUUUACCUGACUAUUGGCAUCAUUGCUAUCAAACCACAUGAUCGAUGAAUCGAAAUCAUGACGUGUGUCUGUAGUUGAUAGUAGACACAUGAUUCACGUCUGAAUCUGGUAAAAUAGAAAUAGAAUCUAAGUUGAAAAUUAUACAAACAUUAAGGUAAAAGGAGUUGAAAUUUAAUUGGUUGAAAUAUUCUCAUUCAAAUCCGAAUUAUAUGAACAUCUAGUAUCCGAAUUAAUCAAGGUUGUAAAAAGGUAGCAAUUAUUCUCCCAAUAUUGCCUAAAUUUUCAUGACAUCCUGUUAGAGUAUCAAUGUAUUAUUUAAAUUGUGGCUUAAACAGAUACACAUUUAAAAUAAAGAUAUAGUCUACGCAUUUAAAA